This is a messenger RNA of Bombyx mori (domestic silkworm), 4259 nucleotides long. It is a transcript of the gene ry, whose product is annotated as xanthine dehydrogenase 1. Gene Ontology annotation, molecular function: xanthine dehydrogenase activity; 2 iron, 2 sulfur cluster binding; FAD binding. The record is from RefSeq and is marked validated. NCBI's taxonomy places the organism in Eukaryota, Metazoa, Arthropoda, Insecta, Lepidoptera, Bombycidae.
UUUUGAGUUCGUUUAGUUCCCUCCCCAGUCUUGUCUUAUUUGUGACGGAAGUAAGACGCAGAUUAUAUUCUACUGUUUAAUGCAUUUUUCUAUCGUUUGUGAAACAUGGGAUUAUUGAAUGCCGAGGAAGAUCCGAAUAAAAUAUGCACCGAACUUGUUUUCUACGUAAAUGGUAAAAAGGUUAUAGAAUCUAGUCCUGAUCCAGAAUGGACAUUAUUAUGGUAUUUGCGAAAGAAACUUCGACUGACGGGCACAAAAUUAGGUUGUGCGGAAGGUGGAUGUGGUGCUUGCACUGUUAUGGUCUCCAAAUAUAACCGACAAGAAAAUAAAAUUAUUCAUCUGGCAGUAAAUGCUUGUCUCGCACCAUUAUGUGCUAUGCACGGUUUGGCUGUGACCACAGUUGAAGGUAUCGGAUCAACCAAAACUAAGCUGCAUCCAGUUCAAGAAAGAAUAGCCAAAGCCCACGGAUCACAGUGCGGUUUCUGUACGCCUGGAAUCGUAAUGUCCAUGUAUACUUUACUGAGAAGCUGUAAAAAUAUUCAAUAUUCUGAUUUGGAGGUCGCGUUUCAAGGUAAUUUAUGUAGGUGUACAGGUUAUCGCGCCAUAAUAGAGGGCUACAAAACGUUUAUCGAAGAUUGGGAGACUCAACGAAUUGUCAAGAAUGGACCACAGAACGGAACUUGUGCGAUGGGGAAAGACUGUUGCAAAAAUAAAUCGGAUAGCUGUGAAGAAGCAGAUAGUGAAUCACAAUAUAUUUUUGACAAGUCGUCGUUCUUACCGUACGAUUCCAGUCAAGAACCAAUUUUUCCACCGGAAUUGAAAUUAUCUUCAAUAUACGAUAGUCAGUACGUAAUAUAUCGUGGAAAACAAACAACGUGGUAUCGGCCAACUAACAUAGAAACAGUUUUAUCGUUGAAAGAUAAGUUCCCGAAUGCAAAAGUGGUAGUGGGAAAUAGUGAAGUUGGUGUUGAAGUUAAAUUCAAACGUUGUGUUUAUCCAAUAAUAAUAAUGCCUAAUUGCGUUCCCGAAUUGAAUACUAUUACUGAAAAUGAGCAUGGUUUAACGGUUGGAGCUUCAGUAACACUCAAUGACAUCGAAAAAACUUUUAGAGAGUAUAUAAAGAAACUACCACCAUACAAAACUAGAGUCUUAACUGCUAUAGUAGAAAUGUUGAAUUGGUUUGCUGGAAAACAAAUCAGAAAUGUUGCUGCCAUUGGCGGGAAUGUAAUGACGGGCAGUCCAAUAUCUGAUUUGAAUCCGAUUUUAAUGUCUCUCAAGGUGAAACUUAAUCUUCUCAGUCAAGAAAACGGCCAUCGUACCGUGCUAAUGGAUGAAACUUUUUUCACUGGGUAUAGAAAGAAUGUCGUCAAAUCAAAUGAAAUAUUACUUUCAAUAGAGAUACCGUUUUCAACCAAAUUUCAAUACCUGAAGGCUAUUAAGCAAGCGAAAAGAAGAGAGGACGAUAUAUCCAUAGUAACUUCAGCUGUUAAUGUUGAAUUCGAAGAGAACACAAAUGUUAUAAAAUAUAUAAAUUUGGCAUUCGGGGGAAUGGCUCCCGUAACAAAGAUUGCAACAAACACUGGAAAUGUGUUAAAAGGGCUUAAAUGGAAUGAAAACAUGUUAGAAAAAGCGUAUUCGUUACUGAUAGAUGAACUGCCAUUAGAUCCAUCGGCACCAGGUGGAAAUAUACAAUUUCGGCGUGCAUUGACUAUGAGUUUGUUUUUAAAGUCGUAUUUGGCUAUUGGAAAAGCAAUGUCAACUGAUUAUUUUUACGGAGAUCUUAUUGAAUCGUACUACGGUAGCGGUGCAGAUAGUUUUCACGGAAAUGUGCCGAAAAGUUCUCAAUACUUUGAAUUGGUCGGAGAAAAACAGCUUAAAAGUGAUGCUGUUGGAAGGCCGAUACAGCAUAUGUCAGCAUACAAGCAAGCUACAGGCGAAGCAAUAUAUUGCGAUGAUAUGCCCAUUGCAGAAGGUGAGCUAUAUUUAGCAUUUGUUUUGAGUUCAAAAGCUCAUGCAAAAUUAAUAUCAGUAGAUGCAAAAAAAGCGCUAGCCGAACCUGGUGUUAUAGCAUUUUAUUCAGCAAAAGACUUAACAAAAGAACAAAAUAGCAUUGGCCCCAUAUUUCACGAUGAAGAAUUGUUUGCAAGAGAUAAAGUGUUGAGUCAAGGUCAAACUAUUGGCGUUAUAGUAGCUGUGGAUCAAGCGACUGCACAAGCUGCUGCAAGAAUGGUUAAAGUUGAAUACGAGGAGAUACAGCCAAUUAUCGUUACUAUAGAAGACGCUAUAAAAUAUAACUCAUUUUAUCCACAAUUCCCUAAAACAAUAAAACGGGGAAAUGUAAAAGCCGUGUUUGACGAUAAAAAUAAUAUUAUAAUAGAAGGACAGUGUCGUAUGGGAGGUCAAGAACAUUUUUAUUUGGAGACUCAUGCUGCGUUUGCUAUUCCAAAGAAAGAAGACGACGAGCUAGAAAUAUUUUGUUCCAGCCAACAUCCCUCAGAGAUCGCAAAACUGGUUAGUCACAUCCUGCACGUACCGAUGAAUAGAAUAGUGGCGAGAGUGAAACGUAUGGGUGGUGGUUUUGGUGGAAAAGAGUCACGGGGUAUGUUAGUGGCAUUACCGGUUGCAUUAGCUGCUCAUAAACUCAACAGGCCCGUGCGGUGCAUGCUCGAUAGAGACGAAGAUAUGCAGAUGACGGGCACUAGACAUCCAUUCCUGAUAAAGUAUAAAGCAGCGGCAACUAAAGAAGGAAAAAUUGUUGGAGCUGUUGUCAAUAUUUAUAACAACGGAGGCUAUUCCACUGAUCUGUCAGGUCCAGUUGUCGAACGAGCAAUGUUCCAUUUUGAAAAUGCUUAUUACAUCCCAAAUUGUGAAGUGACCGGAUAUGUCUGUAGAACUAAUUUACCCUCAAAUACGGCUUUUCGAGGCUUCGGAGGUCCCCAAGGAAUGUUUGGUGCCGAAAAUAUGGUUAGAGAGAUAGCUCAUCGACUGGGAAAAUCUCCCGAGGAAAUAAGCAGACUAAACUUGUAUCGAGAAAAUAAUACUACACAUUAUGGACAAGUUCUGACAUAUUGUACGUUACAAAGAUGUUGGGACGAAUGUGUACAAAACUGUAAUUUAGCAGAAAGAAAAUUAAAAAUUAAAGAAUUCAACAAACAACAUAGAUGGAGAAAACGUGGUAUUUCGAUAAUACCAACAAAAUUCGGUAUCGCUUUUACGGAGAAACUUUUAAACCAAGCUGGUGCAUUGGUAUUAGUUUAUGUUGAUGGUUCAGUACUUCUAUCACACGGUGGUACUGAGAUGGGACAGGGCUUACAUACAAAGAUGAUACAAGUAGCUACUCGGGCUCUUGGUAUAGACGUUUCUAAAAUUCACAUCAGCGAAACAAGUACAGAUAAAGUCCCUAAUACUUCGGCAACAGCGGCUAGUGCCGGCUCAGAUUUGAACGGUAUGGCAGUACUAGAGGCUUGCGAGAAAAUAAUGAAGCGCCUAAAACCGUAUAUAGAUAAGAAUCCGGACGGGAAAUGGGAAAAUUGGGUAUCAGCUGCCUAUGUCGACCGUGUUAGCUUAUCCGCUACCGGCUUCCACGCUACACCGGAUAUAGGAUUCGAUUUCAAGACCACUUCGGGAAAACCGUUUAACUAUUUCACAUACGGUGUUGCUUGCACGGAAGUAGAAAUUGAUUGUCUUAGCGGUGACCACCAAGUCCUUAGAACGGAUAUUGUAAUGGACCUCGGUGAGAGUAUCAAUCCAGCGAUAGAUAUUGGCCAGAUUGAAGGCGGUUUCAUACAAGGCUACGGUUUGUUUACCAUAGAAGAAUUAAUUUAUUCACCCACCGGAACUUUAUAUUCGCGAGGGCCGGGUGCUUACAAAAUUCCUGGAUUUGGAUAUUCCUCUGAAUUCAACGUUUCAUUGUUAAAGGGUGCACCUAACCCUCGAGCAGUAUAUUCUUCUAAGGCCGUAGGAGAACCUCCGCUGUUCUUGGCUUCUUCAGCUUAUUUUGCGAUACAUGAAGCCAUUAAAGCUGCAAGAGCAGAUGCCGGAGUACCGCUCGAGUUCGACAUGGAGGCACCAGCAACAUCUGCUCGAAUUCGAAUGGCAUGUGAGGACCAUAUAACGAAGAAACUUGAUAAACCAGAUCCAAAUAGCUUUGUGCCGUGGAAUGUUGUCCCUUAACAAAAGAUUGAAAAAUUCACUACCUACUCAUUCGUAUACUAUUUGUAAGCUAUAUUGAAAUAUAUUAAAUAGAUAAUAUGUAACGA